Prosopis cineraria is the source of this 766-nucleotide messenger RNA. Its product is annotated as disease resistance protein RGA5-like. Lineage: Eukaryota; Viridiplantae; Streptophyta; Magnoliopsida; Fabales; Fabaceae. Bases 102 to 482 code for a protein of 126 amino acids. The transcript has 3 exons. The record is from RefSeq and is a predicted model, not a curated record.
AUUGCCUCUAUAGACUCUAGAGGCUACGACACAACCACAAGGGAGUUGAUUUGUAUCCACAAAGCAGCAAACUUCAGAACGCAUGUACCAACGUAUACACGAUGGUGCAAGUAAUGGCUAUAAAGGUGGGAAUGAACAGUAGUAAAAACAGAACCAAGGCUCUGAAACUUGCUGCCGGUGCGCAAGGAGUGAUAUCAGUGGAAUUGGAAGGCGAAGAUCAAGUGAAAGUGAUAGGAGAAGGAGUGGAUGCCGUUUGCUUGACCUGCGUUCUGAGAAAGAAGUUUGGUUUUGCCGAGCUCUUGAGCUUGCAAGACGUGACUGAUAAUGGCGAUGAAGGCGGCGGCGGCGAUGGAAGGAACUCCAGUUCUGGCGACCAAGAGCCGCCGCCAGCUUUUGCCUAUCAUCAAUUUCCUUGUCCGCCGUGUGCGUACCUGAUUUAUGAUCCUCAUCCUUAUGACCCUCCAAUCUGCUCCGUCAUGUAAUACCUAUCAGCAUAUAUGGUCUUGUUGGCCGGCGGCGGGUUCUCUCGCACUUUAUAUAUGUAUUGCGUGGAGAAGUUUGAAGAAUAUGAAUCGUGUUUACAAGGAGAUUUUGAGGGGUCAUUUAUUAUGACUUAGCAAAAUCAAAUGGUCCCUAAGUCUCUUUUUUAUUAAUUAGAUAUAGAUUGUCGACUCUCGUUCGAUAUUUAUUUGACGUAAUUAUUUGUAGCCGACUGGCCGGGGUUACUACGAUAAGAAGCACUUGAAAGCGCGCGAUAAAAUGAUAA